Molecule: messenger RNA, 747 nt
Organism: Nerophis lumbriciformis (worm pipefish)
Lineage: Eukaryota; Metazoa; Chordata; Actinopteri; Syngnathiformes; Syngnathidae
Source: RefSeq, a predicted model, not a curated record
AUGCCGUCCAAUGUGGAGAUCAAGGCCAAAGUGAGCCAUCCGCUGCAGUUUGCCAAGAUGGCGUCCGAGCUCAGCCGAUCGGAUGGCGUCGUCAUCAGGCAGCGCGACACUUUCUUCCACUCCCGCCGAGGACGACUCAAACUGCGGGACUUCACGGAUGGCUCGGGUCAGCUGAUCUUCUACAAGCGUGCCGACGAGGACGGACCCAAACUAUCCCGAUACUCCAUCAGCCCCACCUCUGACCCGACCGGCCUCAGGGCGGUGCUGUCCGACGCCCUGGGCGUGAAAGGCGAGGUGCGGAAGGAGCGCCGUCUUUUCCUGGUCGGUCAAACGCGAGUGCACCUGGAUGACGUGGAAGGCCUCGGACACUACACGGAGCUCGAGGUAGUGAUGCGUCCAGAACAGACACUAGAGGACGGGCAGAAGGUGGCCGAGGCUCUGAUGGAGCAGCUGGGCGUGACCCGGGACAGUCUGGUGACGGGCGCCUACGUGGACCUGCUGGCGGGAGGACGCACUGACAUCCGUCAGCCUUCCACUCGUCCUGCUUCUUCCUCGCUUCAUCUUCUGGUCCCCGCAAACUCCUCCUCCUCUUUUUCCUCCUCCAUCAUCUUCCUUUUCUUUUCCCCAUCAGUCAUCAAGAUGAAGAACAAGUCGCUGCCGUGCCGGGUUUUCCCCAUUCCUGGCCUCCUAUUCUCCUUUCCUCACUGUCUCUUUUUGUCGGUUCUUUCCCUGGAGAACUCCCCUUAG